Molecule: messenger RNA, 6403 nt
Organism: Amphiprion ocellaris (clown anemonefish)
Lineage: Eukaryota; Metazoa; Chordata; Actinopteri; Pomacentridae
Gene: phka1a
Product: phosphorylase kinase, alpha 1a (muscle)
Exons: 35
Coding region: 168-3962 (1264 amino acids)
Biological process (GO): glycogen metabolic process
Cellular component (GO): phosphorylase kinase complex
Molecular function (GO): calmodulin binding
Source: RefSeq, a predicted model, not a curated record
CCGCCAGCCGCUGAGCUGUUUAUGACAGCGGGCAGCAGCUGUCAGCUCUGUCUGAAAGCUGCUCUCGUUUACGGCAGGAGAAAUGACUUUUUUGGGUGUUUUUUAGGGACUUUUUGCCGUUUCGUCGUUAGCUAAGGCCGCCCGGACGGAACCGCCGACUUGUCACGAUGAGAAGUCGGAGCAACUCGGGCGUUAAACUGGACAACUAUGCCCGGAUGGUGCAACAAACUAUCCUGAGGCACCAAGAUCCGGUAACGGGUCUCCUUCCAGGCAGCCCGGAUCAGCCUCACGCCUGGAUCAGGGACAAUGUUUAUGGCAUCGUGUCUGUGUGGGGCCUGAGUCUGGCCUACAGGAAGAACGCCGACAGGGACGAGGACAAGGCCAAGGCCUACGAGCUGGAGCAGAGUGUGGUGAAGCUAAUGAGAGGCGUCCUGCAGUGCAUAAUGAGGCAGCUGGAUAAGGUGGAGAAGUUCAAAUACAGCCGAAGCACCUCCGACUCGCUUCAUGCCAAGUACAACCCCAGGACCUGUGCCGUCGUCGUCGGGGACGACCAGUGGGGUCACCUACAGGUCGAUGCCACUUCGCUCUUCCUCUUCUAUCUCGCUCAGAUGACGGCGUCUGGUCUUCACAUCGUCUACACCCAGGACGAAGUGGACGUCGUUCAGAAUCUCAUGUUCUACAUCGAGGCAGCUUAUAAAGUGGCUGAUUAUGGGAUGUGGGAGCGAGGAGACAAAACCAACCAGGGCAUCACCGAGAUCAACGCCAGCUCCAUCGGCAUGGCCAAGGCAGCUCUGGAGGCUUUGGAUGAACUCAACCUGUUUGGAGCUAAAGGAGGACCUGGAUCUGUGGUUCACGCUCUGGCUGAUGACAUCCAGCACUGCCAGUCCAUCCUGACGUCCAUGUUACCCAGAGCGUCCAUCUCUAAAGAAGUGGACGCUGGAGUCUUGUCUAUCAUCUCGUACCCGGCAUUCGCCGUGGAGGACAUCAGCAUCGUGAACAUGACCAAGGAGGAGAUCAUCUCCAAACUGCAGGGUCGAUACGGCUGCUGCAGGUUUCUCAGAGACGGACACAAAACGCCUAAAGAGGAUCCAAACCGGCUGUAUUAUGAAUCUGCAGAGCUGAAGCUGUUUGAGAACAUCGAGUGUGAGUGGCCUCUGUUCUGGACCUACCUCAUCCUGGACGGCAUUUUUAUCAACAGCCCCGAACAGGUGCAGGAGUAUCAGGAGGCUCUGGAGGGAAUCCUGAUCAAGCAGAAGGACGGGAUACGACUGGUGCCGGAGCUCUACAGUGUCCCCGCAGACAAGGUGGAGGAGGAGUACAGGAACCCUCAUUCGGUGGAGAGAGUCCCGAUGGGUAAAUGUCCUCUGAAAUGGGCUCAGUCUCUGUACAUCCUGGGAAACCUUCUGUCUGAGGGGUUCCUCGCUCCUGGAGAAAUUGACCCUCUGAACCGACGUUUCUCCACCAUCCCCAAACCUGACGUGGUCGUUCAAGUGUCGGUUCUGGCAGAGACUGAUGAGAUUAAAGAGCUGCUGCUGAAGAACGACAUCGAUGUGGACACUGUGGCCGACAUCCAUCCCAUCCACGUUCAGCCCUCCAGAGUCCUCAGCCACAUCUACGCCCGACUCGGUCGUAACCCGAGGCUGGGUCUGACCGGUCGACCCUACAGGAGGAUAGGAGUCCUGGGAACCUCCAAGUUCUACAUGAUCAGAAACACCAUCUUCACAUUCACACCUCAGUUCAUCGACCACCAGCAGUUCUACAUGGCGCUGGACAACAAAAUGAUCGUGGAGAUGCUGCGGACAGAAAUCGCCUACCUCGCGUCCAGGUGGAGGAUGACUGGACGACCGACCGUCACUUUCCCCAUUUCACAGUCGAUGCUGACUGAAGAUCACACAAACUUGGAUCCUGCAGUUUUGGCGACACUGAAGAAGCUGCAGGACGGUUAUUAUGGAGGAUCAAGGAUCCAGACGGGGAAGCUGUCGGAGUUCCUGACCACUUCCUGCUUCGCUCAUCUCAGCUUCCUGGACGGUAAGGCUUCUGGCAGCAUGGGUCGCCACGACGACGAGUAUGAUGAUGAUGAUGAUGAUGACGCCGAUGGAUACGUGCAUGAGUUACGCUGUGAUGAUGAGGCUGAUGACCUCGCUCAGUACCUGGACCACCUGUUGGCCCACGCUGCCCCCAAGAAGCCCAAAGUUCAGAAGGGAGGUCUGGGCAAGUUCAAGGCCGUAGCCACCAAAGCCAGGGAGAUGGUGUCUCUGAAGAACAAGGCUCAGGGCCUCAACGUGCAGAACGUCAACAUGUACCUGUCCAACAAGCUGUUUCGCUCUCCUCAGCCAUCGCUCAACUUGAACCUCCCAGAAUCCUCUGCACAGGGAUCUCAGGGUCCAGAGGUGACGGUCACACCAGAGAGCGGUAUCCCCAGAGAUGCUACCGGAGCCAUCGACUACAACGCUUUGGUCCAGCUGCUGAAAGACACUCAGAGUCUUCAGGACCAGGCCGAUAUUCUUUACAUCCUCUUCAAAGACAAGGGAAUGGACUGGGACACUCACCUGCACGGUAAAGGCACCACGGUGAGAUCUCUGCUGUCCGACCUGUAUGAGAAGGCAGGCGACCUGAAACACUGGGGCCUCAUCCGGAUGAUCUCUGGCAUACUGAGGAAGAAGGUGGAGGAACUCGACUCGGCCUGCUCUGAUUUGCUGGCGCACCAGAAGCACCUGACGGUCGGCCUGCCUCCCGAGCCCAGAGAGAAAACCAUCACGGCUCCGAUUCCUCCGGACCAGCUGGCGGCUCUCAUCGACGAGGCCAGCGACAACAACAUCAGCGUCGCCAUUCUCACUCAGGAGAUCAUGGUGUACCUGGCUAUGAGCAUCAGGACUCAGCCCAACCUGUUCAGCGAGAUGUUCCGGCUGCGUAUCGGCCUCAUCAUCCAGGUCAUGGCCACUGAACUGGCUCAGUCUCUCAACUGCUCAGGAGAGGAGGCCACAGAGAGUCUGAUGAGUCUGAGUCCGUCUGAACUGAAGAAUCUUCUUCACCACAUCCUCAGCGGGAAGGAGUUUGGAGUCCAGCGCAGCGUCAGAGAGGUGGAUGCCGGCAUCAGUCCUGCCAUCUCCAUCCAUCACCUGGGUAACGUCGGCGCCACCAAGAGCGAGAGAGCCGGCAUCAGCAAACUGAAGAGCGACAUGAAGAUGCUGGAGCACAGGUUGUCUUUGACGGAUCCCAGUAAGAUGGAGCACAGGUUGUCCCUGACAGAUCCAUUUAAGAUCGACCGCAGGGUGUCUUUGGCUGACUCAGUUGAGUACGACCAGUCGAUGACCUCCUUCCGCAAGGGUGGCAGAUCUCAGUCACUGGACAUAGAAAACAUCGAGUGUGGGAGAUACCGACUGCCGUCCAUUGAGUCCCUCGAUAUUCCGGAGAUCAUCCCGGUCGCCAAGGAUACCAGACACGGCCAAUGGCUGCGCAGGAGGCGUCUGGACGGAGCGUUGAACCGAGUACCGGUCGGCUUCUACCAGAAAGUCUGGAAGAUCCUCCAAAAGUGUCACGGUCUGUCCAUAGAGGGAUUCGUCCUUCCUUCUUCAACCACCAGAGAGAUGACUCCAGGGGAAAUAAAGUUCUCUGUCCAUGUGGAGACCGUCCUGAACCGAGUCCCUCAGCCUGAGUACCGACAGCUGCUGGUGGAGGCCAUCCUGGUCCUCACCAUGCUGGCCGACGUGGAGAUCCAGAGCAUCGGCUCCAUCAUCCACGUGGAGAAGAUCGUCCAUCUGGCCAACGACAUGUUCUGCAAGGAUCAGACCGACCUGGGGGCCGAGGAGCACAUCCUGGAGAGGGACCCGUCCACCGGGGUGUGCCGGCUGCUGUACGACAGCGCCCCCAGUGGCCGCUUCGGCAGCAUGACCUACCUCACCAAGGCCGUGGCCGUGUACGUGCAGGACUUCCUGCCCAGCGGCUCGUGUGCUGUGCAGUGAGAGGAUUCCGUUUUUUACACAUGACAGUAAGAAUAAACUAGUGGAGCAUUAAUAGGAUCACAUGGUGGCUGUGUGUUACUGCAGAGGCUUCUAUAAAUAGUCCCCUGAUCAAACUUCAGCAACACACUCACAUGUUGUUGUUCUUUAUUUAAGUUUGUGUAGUAAAGGAGCGUUCACACACAUCAUGCAGAGAUCAGCACACUAGAAAUGGCAGCAGUUACAAGAGCAUCAUCUUCUCAUUUUAGGGCUGGUGAGAUCCUUUUUUUAUUUUCUUUUGGUUACUCUUGACAAAAAAAACAGUGAGUCUCUUUAAACAUCCCCAUAUACUUCAGGUCACGAAUACUCUACUGUUCAAAGGUUUGUGAUCACUUAGAAAUGUCCUUAUUUUUGAAAGAAAUGCAGUUUAAGAGUUAAUAACUGGCAUAUUUUAGUCAAUUUUAAGCAGUAAUGUCAAAUAUUUACUGUUUCUGCUUCCUCAUAUAUGAAGAUUUGAUGCUUUUCUUAGUCCAAUGUGUUAAUAAAUUGAAUAUCUUGAGAUUUUGGACAGAAAAAGACGGCUCAAGAUGUCGCUCUGGUCUGUGGGAAAUUACAAAGAGAAUUUUUAACUGUGUUCUGACAUUUUACAGACAAAACAAAGAAUCAAAAAACAGAACUUUCAAUUUAAUUGAUGGCAAAAAUAAAUAUUUGUCGCAGGUGAUUAUGUUCUACAGAAACUUUAACUACUGUUCAAAAGUUUGAGGUCACUUAGAAAUGUCCUUAUUUUUGAAAGAAAAGCAGUUUUUUUCAAGUAAGAUAACAUUAAAUGAAUCAUAAAUCCAGUCUAGACAUAGCUAAUGUGGUAAAUGACUAUUGUAGCUGGAAACAGCUGAUUUUUAAUGGAAUAUCUCCAUAGGGGUACAGAGGAACAUUUCCAGCAACCAUCACUCCUGUGUUCUAAUGCUACAUUGUGUUAGCUAAUGGUGUUGGAAGGCUCAUUGAUGAUUAGAAAACCCUUGUGCAAUUAUGUUAGCACACGAGUAAAAGGAAAAGAUGGAAUUGUAUGGGUGACUCCAAACUUUUGAAUGGUAGUGUCUUUUUUUUUUUUUUUUAAAGGCAAAGAAAAUGUGACUUACACUGUGGUUAAAAAAAAAAAAAAAAAAAAAGUGCAUUUGUUGGGGAAUCAGGAUCCAAACCAUCAAAAGUAGACUUCAUCAGACAGGAGGGAAUUUUAACUGUUUAAGAAAUCAUAAUUAUUUUAACAGUUUGAUAAGUUUGCUGCCAUUUGUGAUUUAGAGGGUUUUUUUUGUGGAUUAUUAUACGUACCACGAUGCACCGUCCAGUCUUUGCAUGUAAAACAGAUUUUAAAUCUUGUGCACGUACCCCAGGUUUGUCUAAAUGAAGCUGUGAGGAACACUGACAAAAAAAUUGACAAUCCGUAUCCAAAAAGGGCUCUAGGAAGACGGUGAUCAGAGUAAGAAUUAACAGACAUGCUUGUUUUGUCACGAUAAGGAAGAAACAUGUCAGUCAGUACAGCAUGUUUUUAAUCAACUUUGUACUGUAGAGAUCUCUUUAAUGGGAUUUUCUGACAAAAAGAAACAUUUAAACCUUCCUUUAAAUUGAUAAAGAUUCAUUUCCGUUCUUGGUGUGGUGUUUUUAUCGGAAUGUAUGAAUCAAACCUGAGGAAAAGAAUGUAAUUUGACCACUUUAGUUUCUUUACAUCUAAACUUAACGACAACUAACUUUUCUUUAUAAAUCCGAUCACUGUUGUGUUCAUCACUGCUUUCAACUUGUGUAAACUCAAAAUAAUUUAUUACCACACACGGUUCGACUCACAUACCUCCAGUCCUACAUGCUGUAAGCUGUAUAAAAUAGUUUAAAAUGAGAUAACCUAUCUACUAUUUAUUUUAUAUUUCUUAACCGAUAAUUAAAGACAGCUAAACUAGAUAGUUAGACGUGUCUUAAAAGAGAUGCGUCUGUUUAAACGCCUCAACAUCGUAGCACUUAUUGAAGUUUCACUGUGAGCGAAACGACAGAAAUGCGGUUUUAUUUUUGGCUAUGCAACAAUAGCAGGCUUUGGAAUUGGACUGUGGAUUUUGUUAGGAAUGUUUUCAGCAUGUAGUUUACUGCAUGUAGUUGCUUCUGAAUGUGAUGCGGUUCAAGUGCCUUAGUUUACUGCUGCUAAACUGUGACUUUGUUUUCGUUUAAUUACAGUAAACCUUUUACACACAUCAGUUUUACAUUAUUUCCAACAUAUUUGACCUUUAACUGUUGGCUGUUUAGUGGUUCAGUGCAUGGAGAACGUACCCGAUCAUGCCUCUUAUUUAAAUGUACAAAAAGCUGUCGGUGGUUUGGUGAUAUUCAAACACACUCCAUGUGAACAGAAUGAGACCGAGUCCACUGAGCAAACUGUUUUUGUUGUUUUUGAGAAUAAUUAUGUAAUAAAACUGUAGAAAAGAGUGUAA